This is a messenger RNA of Exophiala viscosa, 2607 nucleotides long. RefSeq names its product regulator of G protein signaling domain-containing protein. Lineage: Eukaryota; Fungi; Ascomycota; Eurotiomycetes; Chaetothyriales; Herpotrichiellaceae. The transcript is spliced from 3 exons. Bases 424 to 2436 code for a protein of 670 amino acids. Gene Ontology annotation, biological process: intracellular signal transduction. The record is from RefSeq and is a predicted model, not a curated record.
CAGACGCCCAUCGGUCCAAAGGGAAAUCUGAGACUGUAGCGCUGGAAGAUCACUACCAUAUCAACCGUCCCCCAAGACCUCCAGCUCUCUCGCCAAAAAAGGACGCCUAACUCUAUCUGCCCGCUCUACCCGGUCAGCACCUCCUGGCCUAACUCGUAUCCGAGUUGAGUGGCCAGGGGCCCAAAUCUUCUCGAAUUACACUUUAAUCCACUCCUUCGAAAUACCCUGGCUUAGCCUGCGGCUUCAAAGACUCCACAGCCCUCGUGGUGAGGCAAUCCCUGGCGUUUUCGUAGGUAGCAGGGUAGUGGGUUGCACCCACGUUUGUGUUUCCACCGACUUGUCGACCGCCAGUCCUUUCUGCGAUGCUUCGCGGAGCCGACCAAACCUGCAAUAUCUUUACCUGCAUGAUUUUCAGUCUUCUUCAUGCCCCAACCAGACAAUGCGACUGUCGACGACUCCAUGAACUUGACCGUUAACGACACCCCCGGUCAAGUCACCCUACCCGAUCCUACUCCUUACCCUCCUUCAACCUCCAAUACGCCUAGUUCGGAGUCUACCCGCCCACCCUAUCACCACCAAUAUUCGAGUUCGACCAGUAUAACUCAGUCCAAAAGCCGACGCUCGCUGGCUUCACUGGCAAGAGAAAAGACCUCGAACGCUUUCGCCAAUUUGGCAUCAAUCGGUACAACAUCUACCCCAAGUUUGCGCUCAGCGACGUCUUCCGGAAGUCUGGGUAAGCACUCUACCGUCAGUAGUUCGGUGCGCCCUAUUUUGCCUCGUUCGCCAACAUCUCCCGAAGUUCAUAGUACAUUACAACGGAGGACCAGCGGUAUCCCUCUUCCCAGUCAAGACCCGCGAACCAGUACUACGAUACCACCAAUGCCGCCUCCAGACAGGAACAAUGGCAGAAUGCAUCAGACGUCCUCGAAGAUUUUGCGCAUGACCGACGACGAGCGGCCGUUCACACGAGACUUCAAGGAUCUGUUUGCCACCCUCAUAACCAGCCUUCCGCUCACGCCACAUCGAGUUAGGUUCUCCAGAGUGGAAGAGACAUUCCUCGCCGAAGAGGCCAUUACCAACCUUGGUUCGUUGAAGUUUUCGCAAUCCAACCGCAUUCCCGACCCUAAGAACCCUACGAGAUGGGUCGUCACCACAACCACGACUACUUUCUCCAUGGCCAAGGAAAUGGCCCGCUCUGUCUGCCAGCGAUUUGUGGACGCCCGCCUGAUCGAAUCUGCCGAGAACAAGAGCAUCACCACGUUUGCCACCAAGGGAGGGGUAUGGCAACUGACGGCGAAAGGUCUGGCGAUUCUGGCCAGGUUCUGCAGCAGGAACGGCAUCAAUGCCCGCCACGUCGAACCUCUCCUCAAGCGAAGCCAGAUGCAAAUUGUCUCUUUGGAAAGAGACCCCUCCACUGAUAAAAUCCUGCAGGAUAGGGCGACGGUUGAGAUCAUUUUCCGGAGAUUUAUGGGCGGUUCGGACGGUCCCAAUGUCAAGAGUUCCACGUCUCUGUCCGAUUCGGAUUCUGUGUCAGAAUAUGUUACCGGCCUAGUUGGUGUAAAAAUGGCCAAGGAACGAAGAGUAAUGGAUAAGAUCGUCAACAACACCUUCACUGGCAAAGCCGCCUCAGACUGGGUCCUGGAUUGUACCACGACGAUUGACCGCCGAGAAACAUACGAAAUUGCAGAGCUGUUUGUGAAAUGGCAGCUUAUGGUCCCGAUUGUUGAGGACAGGGCCUAUAUCCGCGUAAAUCCCAUGGCGACAUAUUUUCAGCCGACCAGAUAUGCAAUCUACGCCGCUACGGAAAGAGGACAGCGUGCUUGCGGUUGGCUCGCCCGCCCGGCUAGUAUCGACAGCGAAGACAGCCGCGACCCGAAGGAGAAGAGCCGGGUCACCAGAGAUUCCAACGUGGGCCGGUUGAAUGUCAUUCUGCAAGAUGCUGCGUUGCGCUUAUUGUUCAAGGAAUUCUUGAGACAAUCGUUGUGCGAGGAGAAUCUGCAAUUCUAUUUCGACGUUUCCGACUUUAUUACCAACUAUCGCAACCUAGACGAAGGCGGGAGACUUUCUAAACCAGAAGCUGUCAGGGAAACGCUGGCCGCCGCAUACGGGUUGUACAACUCAUUUCUGGCAUCCGGAGCGCCUUCGGAGCUCAAUAUCGACCAUUCUCUUCGAAAUCGCCUAGACAGUCGAAUGAUAAGAACAAAUACCGAUGACGACGCCAUGCGAGAAAGCCUGGACGAAGUCGUGGAACUCUUUGAGCUUGCACAAGGUGCUGUCUUCAAGCUCAUGGCCAGUGACUCUGUUCCCAAAUUCCUUCGCGAUCCUAGAAACGCAACGGUCCUGCGAGAACACGAGAUCGAUAUCACGGCAGGGUCGAACCGUGCCCUGUCUCCGGCCCCCGAACAGAGCGUCAGCCGGUCCAACACCCACAAAUGAUUGUCCUGACGCAGCGACAAAAUCCUAUUCUUAUUCUGCCUGACCUCGACAGGCGCAUUCGGCACACAUUAUUAGAAAAACACACAUCUGAACAUGAUGAACAUACGAGCGCAUGGUCACCGAAGUGGACCUUGAUGUACAUAAAUGCGACAUGUUCUUCACUGCUGUCGA